Molecule: messenger RNA, 1511 nt
Organism: Dreissena polymorpha
Lineage: Eukaryota; Metazoa; Mollusca; Bivalvia; Myida; Dreissenidae
Exons: 7
Coding region: 128-1459 (443 amino acids)
Molecular function (GO): protein binding
Source: RefSeq, a predicted model, not a curated record
CGUUUCAUGACUGCGGUGGUUCUUUUUGAGCUACAAAACUAGGCAAUUGGAAUCUUGAAUAAGAUACGAGUUACACAAUUAUUUUAUCAAGCGCCCGAGCGUUUCAGAUUUAUGCAACUUUACCAAAAUGAUCGGACUGAUGUUUUUGUUUGCCGUAGUAUCACAAGUGUACGCAAAGUUCGACCCUAUAGCAUUCACGGUAUAUCAAGCGAGUGGGAAUUUCCCAGGCAACGCAACAAUAACAUACCCACACAACAUUACCAUUCACAGCUCCGCCACAAACGUUCUCAAUGGUAUAUUUACUAGUACGAGGGACGGAAUUUACAAAUUCAGUGUAUUUGGGUGCAGCAGGACAGACGGGCAUUUUAUACUGGACUUGAUAAAAAACACUACAUCUCUGGCAACUCUGUACGGACAUGUAAACAGUGGUCAUGCCGUUGCUGCCAAUUCUGUAAUAGUUCACCUUAAAGUGGGUGACACUGUUAAGGUGAAAUCUAAAGAUGCAUCCCCGGUUUCGUUGUACAGUAGUGACUUUAAAGAAAACACAUUUACAGGCGUGCAACUUGGAUCUCAGUCACUGUAUUCUAGAGAGCACGCCGCUGUCAUCGCAUUCUCAGUAACUGCAAAUCACCAUCAAAACGUAAUUGGAGACGCUAUUGUCCAAUACCACACCAAACUUGUUGACGAUGCCGGUGAUUUGGACCUAACUUCUGGGAUAUACAUGGCUCGCUCUAGUGGAUACUACGUGCUUUACUUCUCAAGCACAUCGAUGCAAAACGAAGAGCUGUGGUUAGAUCUGUGGGCAACCAAAGAUCACGUGGAAAGGUAUAUCUGCUCAAUUUAUGCCCAUGUUGAUUUCGAAUGGGCCAGUGCCGGUAACACGGUGAUCGUACAUUUGUCAUCAGGCGAACAGGUCGCGGUAUUUUCCCGACCUGGUCAUGUUAGCCGAUUGUUUGGAUCAUAUGACUACCAGUUCACUUCAUUUGGUGGAUCACAGAUCAUUUCGGAUGAGGAAUUAAGAAAUCCGGACGCAGAACCAGUGGUUGUUUUUUCUGUGGGACUCAGCAAGAAUGCUACCGUUUUGAUAGGACAAAACGUCAUAUUCAAUAAAAUAUUUGUCGAUCUGAAAAAAGCUUACAACAACAAUACUGGUGUAUUUGUUGUACCGGUGACUGGCAUUUAUGAGUUCCACUACCACUGUCUGUCUAGAGCAAAUAGCGCUAUGACCCUCGCAUUGUAUAGAGGAAACAGUGUUGUCAAUGGAUUCCUCAACAUUCUCAACGCAGUGCAUGCCUUCUCUGCUGGCAACGCGGCCGUUCUGGAACUCAAGGGUGGAGAAACUAUUUCACUAAGGGCAUAUGUUCAUCACAACCUCAACCUUAUUGGUGCUUCAGACGAGGUCUAUUGCACCUUCUCCGGUUACAUGCUGCAUUCGACAGGCCCAAUCGUUAUUGGCUAAAUACCCAUUAUCAUUCAUCCUACGGUUAAAUAAAUGGUGGCGGCAAUAUCAA